AUGUCCUCAAACGUCGGCCUAACCACCCCCCGAGGAAGCGGAACAUCCGGCUACGUCCAGCGCAACACCGCAUUCAUGAAACCCCGCAACACAGGUUCCGGAGCCCCAUACCCGCCUCUAUCGGGGGCGAACAAUUACACCUCGGGUGGGUUCAAGCAGCGUGUUCCUGAUAAGAAGAUUCUUGAGCAUGAUCGGUUGAGAGCUAUUGAGGUUCUUGUUAUGGAGGAGCGGGAGAGAUUGGAGGAGGAGAAUGAGAGGGUUGAAGAGGAGCAGUCAAAAGAGGCAAAGAUGAAGUCCAAGAAGGUGAAUACGAAGAAGGAUAAGGAGGAAGGCGAGGAACAAGAUUCCGAAGAAGAGAAUGCUCAGGGAAAAGUUCUAUCCGAGGAGCAAAUUGAUGAGCGGUGCGAGGAGCUACGGGCUAGACUUUUGAAGGAGAUGGAACAGUCAGCUGCUAGCGGUGCCGGUGCUGGCGGGAAAGGGAAAAUGGGGCCGCCACGGGAUAGGAGGAAUCUUAAGUCUUAUCAGGUUCAUGAGCUUGCUGAGGCGAAGAUUGAGGAGAGUGAGAGGUUGAGGAGGGCGUUGGGGAUUAAGGAGAAUAGGGAGACGGGCGAGAUUAGUAGUACUCGGUUUGAGAGGAGACGGGAGCGGGAUUGA
This is a messenger RNA of Penicillium waksmanii, 654 nucleotides long. It is a transcript of the gene cwc21, whose product is annotated as U2-type spliceosomal complex subunit CWC21. Bases 1 to 654 code for a protein of 217 amino acids. The record is from RefSeq and is a predicted model, not a curated record. The transcript has a single exon. Lineage: Eukaryota; Fungi; Ascomycota; Eurotiomycetes; Eurotiales; Aspergillaceae.